Guillardia theta CCMP2712 is the source of this 396-nucleotide messenger RNA. RefSeq lists its product as hypothetical. The transcript has 2 exons. The annotation marks the transcript as partial. Lineage: Eukaryota; Cryptophyceae; Pyrenomonadales; Geminigeraceae. The record is from RefSeq and is a predicted model, not a curated record.
AGAUGGUAUGAAAUGCUUCAACAUCUCAAGGAGCACAAGAGAAAGCACGGUCACUUCACGAUACAGACUGACGACGAGGAGAGUCUGAAGCUCAGGAACUGGAUCUUUCGUCAGAGGCAUAAAUAUAGGAUCAACAUGCUGAGUGAAGAGCGGAGGGAGGAGCUUGCUUUCCUCCCCUCACCCCAACUCCCCCCUGCCUGUCUCUGCUGCUCACUUCCAUCGCACAGGGAGUGGGCCCUGGAGGAGCUCAGCAAGAGCGAGAGGAAGGAGGUGGACAAGGGGUGGAUGAAGAGGUUUGAGUCGCUCAAGGCCUUCAAGGCAAUCCAUGGGCACACCAAGGUACCGCAGCAGUGGGACGACGACCCCAUCCUCUUCAGCUGGGUCUUCCGGCAGAGG